GGGCGCGCUGUCCUGAGUCGCCCCCGGAGCAACCCGCCAGGCCGAGGCUGCAGGAGGGCAAGGUCGGCUGCUCGGGGCGCCCUUGGGCCUCAGUUUCCCCGGGUGGGCCGCCCCCGCAUCCCGGCGGCGACCGGAUGAGCAGUAGGUUUAGCCGCAAUAUGGCAACUCGUUUGAUAAGGACAGUGGCGGUUUCUGUCGUGCACCCUCUCCUCCAGCUGAGUCACCACACAGUGAAAUCCCGAGGACUAUCCACAUUGCUGCUAGGAUCCCUUCGCAGCGCCCUUCCAGUUGGGACGAGUCUCCUGAAGCCCAGCUCAGUGGUGGAGUCACUUCUUUCAAACCGUCUCAUGCCAUGUCUGCAGCCUGCUCUGGGGUUCAAAACCAAGGGCGUCAUCAAGAAGCGCUGCAAGGACUGUUACCGGGUGAAGAGACGAGGCCGGUGGUUCAUCUAUUGUAAAACAAACCCAAAGCACAAGCAAAGACAGAUGUAGUCCCUUCGGCUUGAAAAGGCUGUGCAAAGUUAUUUUUAUUUCCUUGGGAAAUUAAAAAUAAAAUUUCCUUGGGAAAAUGAGUUUACCUUGUCAGGAGGAAAAUAAAAUUUAAACGUCCUGUAGUCUAAGAUUUGUUGACCUUCAGAGUUUGUUGACUGCACUCCCCAGGUGUCUCAUCUCUUUAUAUCAGUCCCAAUCCUAUCAAGCCAGAGCCCCAGAUGGGAAACAACUCGUUUUUAUCUUUCUUCCGUGCAAGCUGCGUUUGUACUUGGACUGGAGGCUGGAGAACGUAUGGAGGGAAAGCCAGUUUUAGCCCACAAGGUUAGAAUGCAGGUCUGAAAGGUCACUCCCAGCCCUGCCUUGGUAGUCAAAGAUAUGGCUGCUUUUUACGUGGAUUCAAGCUGGUCUCCACAUUUCUGUCUUUUGAGGAUAAGGAUGAAGGGCCUUGAUGGCCAUCUUCAACUCAAGGCAAGUUUAAUUUGUAUGUAAGAGUAUAUUGGGUAUCAAAUAUGUCAUCUUUGGUCUGAGACCCCAGAGUACUAACGCUUUUACACAGCAAGUUGGUGUUUAUCAGACCCUGGUAGUGGAUUUUCUAUACCAAAAGGAUGAAUAGCAAAAUAAUGCACUGGCCGUUUUGCAAAAUAACCCACAGGAUCUCUGAAGAAAGUGUUACACAUUCCAGCGUUUGGGGAAAUACUGCCAUUUGUCAACGAUGAAAAGCCAUAAUCUAGUUAUUUGUUCUCUUUGAAAACAGUUUCUCCUGUGACCGCAUGUUUCUGCAGCCUGGUAAGGAGGUGAAUCUGCGUAAAUCCAGUGAACUUUAUGUUCAGCCUGGCACGCUUCCUGGGCUGCGAGCCAUUCUAAACUACAGUGCAGUAGCCUGGCUUCAAGUUACACCAGCACAGAUAGCACCGGAUGUUUCUCC
This is a messenger RNA of Trichechus manatus latirostris (Florida manatee), 1416 nucleotides long. RefSeq names its product mitochondrial ribosomal protein L36 (gene MRPL36). The transcript is spliced from 2 exons. The record is from RefSeq and is a predicted model, not a curated record. Lineage: Eukaryota; Metazoa; Chordata; Mammalia; Sirenia; Trichechidae. Gene Ontology annotation, biological process: translation. Gene Ontology annotation, molecular function: structural constituent of ribosome. Bases 135 to 491 code for a protein of 118 amino acids. Gene Ontology annotation, cellular component: mitochondrial large ribosomal subunit; ribosome.